AUGGCGGACAUAGACACCUUCCCCCUCGCAGCAGAUGGCAGCGAUGGGUCUGACGGGGCAUUCGACGGCAGUGACGCCGGGGCGGCGGGCCCUUCUACCGGCGGCGUGGUCCUCUCCCGUGGCGCCCUAAUCGCCAUCAUCGUCGUCGUUGUCAUGGUCGCCAUCCUAGGCAUCGCCACCUCAGUCCUCUUCUUUAUCGCCAAGAAGCGCGAGUGGACAGUCCGAGAAACAAUACGGAGAUCGGCAAGAAAAGUCGUCACCGUCAUGACGCCGGGACGGACCGAGUUCCCCAAAUCAGUCAAGGAAGGGCACAGCAGGUUGGCUGAUGUGCCGCCGACGCCCAAGAUCACGCCCGAGCACCUCGACUUAGAAAAGGGCCUGGAACAACCGAAGAGGAAGCGAGCAAAUUUCAGUCGCAAGUGA
Thermothelomyces thermophilus ATCC 42464 is the source of this 423-nucleotide messenger RNA. RefSeq lists its product as uncharacterized. The coding region runs from base 1 to 423 and encodes 140 amino acids. The transcript has 2 exons. The record is from RefSeq and is a predicted model, not a curated record. Lineage: Eukaryota; Fungi; Ascomycota; Sordariomycetes; Sordariales; Chaetomiaceae.